Molecule: messenger RNA, 860 nt
Organism: Danio rerio (zebrafish)
Lineage: Eukaryota; Metazoa; Chordata; Actinopteri; Cypriniformes; Danionidae
Gene: zmat5
Product: zinc finger, matrin-type 5
Cellular component (GO): nucleus
Molecular function (GO): metal ion binding; zinc ion binding
Source: RefSeq, marked provisional
AUAUUGAUCUAGCAAACAGAAGGAACGUACCUGUUUUCCUAGACGUUUAUCCAACGUAUAUUGAUUUCUCCUUAAUUAAACUGACGACCAGAAUACAUUUUGAGUUUGAUAAACAAUGGGGAAACGGUAUUACUGUGACUACUGUGACCGCAGCUUUCAGGACAACCUCCACAACAGAAAGAAGCACCUAAACGGCGUCCAGCAUCACCGGGCGAAGAAAGCCUGGUUUGACAACUUCAGAGAUGCUGCCACACUUUUAAACGACGAGCGAUCGAAAGAAGUCUGUAGAAAGUUUGUCCAGACAGGACAUUGUGUGUUUGGUACGAGUUGUCGAUUUUCACACAUGUCUGAGAAGCAAAUGAAGAUGCUGGAGCAGAAGAUUGAUGAUGAAAAGCGUCAGAAGGAAGAUCCUGACCAGGAUGGAUCAUCUGAGCGCAGCGUUGAUGAAUGGCUCUCCAGAAGAGAGAAGAAACUGGCUGCUUUGACAUCAGGAAGAGUUUUAAGGAUGGAAGAGGAAGAAUGCACAGAAAACAUUGAGAUACCUCCUUAUUUGCUAUCUAUUCCAGAUCUUCCUCCAUCUCUCCAUCCUCCACCUGCUGGUGGUUGGAGAGUGACGGUGCACAACGAAUGGGGUUGAAAUUAAAUGUAAAAUCCUUUUAUUUAAUGAUUUUUUUCCUUUUAGACCAUGCUGCUCACUGUAAUCUUUACAAAGGCUUUUUAUAUAUCAAAAACAUUGUACAUAUUUCUAUCCAAACAAUUGCAUGCAUAAUAUAUUUGUGUAAUAGGAAGCAUGUCUGCAUGACUGAACAAGUUUACAUUUUAUAUAAACACUCUCAAUAAAUACAGUGCAUUUAACUUCA